AAAGUAUCGCGGCGGUCGUCGGUAGUGCGAAUAAGGUGCGUAUUUUCUCCGUACCAUCCGUCGUCAUUCACGACUCUCGGUUUGCUGCUUCACUCACCAGAGUAGUUGAUAGUGGCUAGUGGUGUAGCCUUGCUGCGUUUUUUUUUUUCAUUUCACUGUGCUCGAUAGUGGUCAUUCCGGAUCUACUGCCGGGUUAAAGUUGCAAAAACGUUGUGAUUUCUGGCGAUUUUACCAGGAUUGCGUUGAGAAGAGCUUUGUGACAGUGAGAUGGGGUACACUGGGAUCUGUCAAAAGUGGAGUUGAAAUUCCAGCUGGAUGUGUGUUUUUUUUUGGCUUGCUUUGUGAUGACGGAAAUUAUGUGCUGGUGAAGCUUUGGUUCGGAUCAGGAAAAUAGCCUUGAGUUGGAGUUUUCGAAGAAGUAGUGAGAUCAAGGUCUCAGUGACUGCUGAGUGAAAUAAGGGAGGGAGAAAAACCCCCAUUGGAUUUUCUGAACGGUGAAUAGACGCAGACUUCCGGUGGAGUUGUUGAGCGAGAUUCCAUCCAGAUACAAAACAGAAACAUCAUCCCACUCGGCGCUUAUCAACAAUGUAUCCAUCGUAAGCCGCCCAGUCGAAGGAACAGCGUUCGUGUGACUUUUUUUUUCCGCAUCUACCAACCGCGUGAUGCAUCGACGUACGACGCCGCGCAGCAUCACACAACGAAGAACAACCCAGUUGACAGGGGUUGACAUUCCGCGAGUGUGCGAUCAAAUAGCAUUUAUUCACGUGGUUCAGUGCGACGAGCCGAAGUAAUCGAAAUUAUUUCAAUUCUUUCAGUGCGUCUCCACUCUCCAGUCAGUUGUCGGUAGCCUAUGUGUGUAUAUGCGAAUGACGGUGAAUGAAAUCGAAUCGCGCGCCUAGAAACGAAUAGUGUACGAAGAAGAAGAAGAAGUGAUUAUCAUAUUUUGCAGUCAACAUUAAGCCCUUCUACGCGGUUGGCAGUCUCAGCUCAGUGUUGCAUCGCAUUUCAAUAUCGUAGGUAGUGUGCGGGCGCGUCGCGAUCGAACAACCGAAGAGUGUAAACAACGUCAACAACAGAUCCGCGGCAGCGCGCUGUCGAGAAGCAGAGUGAAGCAGCUGCAGCAGCAACAAUAAUAACAGUGGUUAUGAAGGUCCACCGGAGAGGAAUGUGUUUUAUUAUGUGAAUGGGCGUUGCGCUGCUCGCCAUACUCGAGAGUCUCACAAUCGCUCGAAAGUCUCAAGUUCUGAAAAGCGCGUGAAAAAUCACCUUCGUCUGUGUUGUAACAAUAUAGCACGAAGCAUUGGAGUAGUGUGUUUUUUUUUUAUUACGACGACAACAGCGUCUUGGUUGGGUGAAUCUGUUUGUUGUUUAUCUCCAAUCGAAGUGAGUGAAACGAAGAUUCUGAUCAGCUGCUUGGAAGGUAGUGGAAGAUCAAUAUUAGCAGGCUUCCGAGUGGCGUGUUAAUAGUGCUACUAAUCGCUCUAAUCAACAGUCCUGCACUCGAGGAUCGCGCGGAAGUAUGCUUGUUGUUAUUGUUUGGCCUACUGAUAAGUGCAUAGGUGAAAAGUGUUUUUGAAGCGAAAAUAGCAGUCAAUGUCAGGGCUAAUUCUGUUCGUUUUCCGAUGUACAGCAGUAUUGUAAUCGGAUUGUACCUAGUGUGAUCGCUGUUCUGAUCGGGAUCAAAAUGCGUCGAACAAGUCGAAAUUCGUUCAAUUUUGACUUUUCCCUAAGGAGGCUACUGUUGCAAGGUGCACGAGCGGCCAGGGGAAGUCCCCCGCUGGGGCAGAGGCUGUGUGAUGUAGAAAAGGGAAGCGGUAGCGGUGGAGGUCCCAGUGGAAGCAACAGCAAACAUGACAAAGGUGGAUCGUCCGGUAGUGGGAGUCAUAAGCACAAUUCCGAUUCCACUUCGCAACAUUCGGCCAACUCACCGGGCAACCUGGACCGAGGCAACUCCACCUCAAAACUUACGCCAAAUAGUCAUAAGUCAUCGAAUAGUCUGCACAGCAAAAGUACGGCCGGAUCCGGUUCCGGAGUGGCAGCCAGCACCAAAUCACCGGAGGAAUGCCCGCUCUGCUACGACAGCCUUCCGGCCGGGGAUGAAUUUUUCUCGUUGCUAAACUGCCGGCACUACGCCUGCCGGGGCUGCCUGGAGAACUACCUGAUGAUCGAAAUCUCCGAAAGCCGAACGGACAUCAGCUGCCCGCAGUGUCCGGAAUCGAUGCACCCGACUGACAUCCAAACGCUGCUGAAGGCGUUCCCCGCUGCCAUAACCAAAUACGAAGACUUUAUGGUGCGUCGGGUGCUGCUGGCGGAUCCGGACUCGCGCUGGUGUCCGGGACCGGACUGCAGCUAUGCCGUCGUUGCCAGUGGGUGCGCUUCCUGCCCGCGGAUACGCUGCGAACGACCCGGAUGCGAUGUACAGUUCUGCUACCACUGCAAGGCCGAGUGGCAUCCGGAUCAGACGUGCGACGCCGCCCGAGCGUCCCGCCAGAGUCCCACCAGGGCACCGUCCGGUAGUAUAAGUCAUGGUUCACACCAUAAGGACGACAUCAAACCAUGCCCCCGCUGUCAGGUUCUGAUCGUCAAGAUGGACGACGGUUCGUGCAACCACAUGGUUUGCGCCAUCUGUGGGUCCGAAUUCUGCUGGCUCUGCAUGAAGGAGAUCAGCGAUUUGCACUAUCUGAGCCCUUCCGGGUGCACCUUCUGGGGCAAGAAACCUUGGUCCCGGAAGAAGAAGCUGCUGUGGCAGCUGGGGACCCUGGUCGGGGCACCGCUAGGGAUUGCCCUGGUGGCCGGCAUUGCCGUGCCGGCGAUGAUUAUAGGAAUUCCGGUCUGGGUCGGGAGAAAAAUCCACACACGCUACAAAGCAGCCGGGAAGCACAAACGAAAUCUGGCCGUGCUGGGAGGAGUAACGGCAUCGGUCAUCGUAUCGCCGGUGUUGGCCGGGUUAGCCGUCGCAAUUGGGGUACCGAUUCUGCUGUUCUACGUGUAUGGUGUCGUGCCAGUAUCGCUGUGCCGUGCCGGGUGCGGUGAAGGGACCAAAUUCGAGUUCGACGAAGAAGAGGACAACGGAUCGCGGAAUCAUGAUGCCACCAGUGUCGAUGCCGUGUCCCGUAUCGGGGCCACCAGCAUAGGGGAAGUUAGUCUGAGCGUGGCAAGCGGAAGCCAUCUGGGUGUCAGCAGUCAACAUUCGAACUUUGGCGUCGUGACGAAUCCGUCGACGCGCGAAUCGACUACGGCUCUAGCCGGCAGUAUAACGGGCCACCGCUUGGAAGUGCAGGCCGACAUCAGCACUUCGGAAACGGCGUCCGCUGUGACAUGCGUCAGCGAAAAAUCCGGCAACACGCUGAAUGAUACCGCUUCGACGAAAGCCCUGGCAGGUUCGAUACUCAGCUACCGGGCUCAGCAGAUGGCCACGGAUUCCGCUUGCUUCAGUGCUUCCGAAGAUGGCGCCUCGGAGCGGGUGCGGUUUGAUAACACGGUUUGUUAUGUCAUCGAUGGCGGCAGUGCGGGUUCCGGUGGCAACAAGAAAGAUUCCUGUGAUAUCUGGUAUACGGUCCCAUUGGAUCAGGACACGGCAGCGGACAAGGCUAGCCUGGGCAGUGGCCGUUCGUUUCGCAGCUCGGAGCGAUCAUUUCGGGACGAUUUCGAUUCGACCAGCCUGUCGUCAUCGCACAACACUGGCAACAUCACCUGCAGUAGCCAUCACAGCCACGGCGCGAUAGGAACCAAUCCGGGCGGCGGUGGCGCAGGUGGAGGCAGUGGCACGUCCAUUGCGUCCGGUACCAAACAUCCGCGUAUCAAUGCAUUUGGCACACGCAUUCCAAAGCUGGGAUCGGCAGCGCUCCAGCACCGGACGCUUUCGAUCGAUAGCAAUACCGGUUCGUACAACAUCCCAGAGAACGUCAGUAUGGAACAGGAGCUGGAGGAACUUGAUCAGCAGGAGCAGCAAUCGUUGUCUUCGCUGACGCAGUCACCAAAGGGGCAACAACUGACCACUGCGACGGCGACGACGACGACGACAAUGACGACCAGCAGCAGUGGGGACAAAAGCGCAGCACCGAACAAGGCGGAUGAUCCGCCCAAGUCUAGGACUCACAUUCUAAGGAAUCUGUUUUUCGCACAAACCGCUCCCGGCGCGGGAUCGCGGGAAAAUUCGACGGGAACUCCAUCGAAAACGGCAUCGUUAGUCAACAGCGGUAAACAACGUUGAAAACAAUCACAGCAAGAAAAAUCGUACGUACGGUAACAGUAGUGAAACAAAAAAAUAAAACAAUAGAAUAUACAAUCCGGUUCCGUUUGAAACGGAGCACACCCGCGCAGCUAGUGGAAUGACGAUUAAACAAAACUGACAAAUCCGGGAACGUAGAAUACCUAGAUACAAACUAACAAACAAACAAAUGUAAAAUUGUAUUUAUUUAAUAGAAAUCGACUACAUUUACUUCCGGCACGGCAGCGAAGAACAAACAGAAGAAGAAAAAUAAGACUGCAAGUAGAUGAAAGAAGGCGCAGCAAAAAGGCACAAAUGCGGAAAACAGAUUUUUGUACUAGUUUAGAUAGAAUCGACUACUGACAACAAACUGUCAGGCGAAGGCGAUGAAAUGAGAUCUUAGUGAUUCGAAUUUGUAAUCCCAAAAAGCAGACACACACACAAACACUCAUACAGAAAAAAAAUACAAACCGUGACAUUUAUACCUUUUAGCCAAAUUAAAAAAAGGAAAAUCGAAGUUAAAUGUUAGAACAGAACAGAUGAGUCCAUAAUUUAUGCAUUACUCCUUAUUAGAAAUGUAAUUCACGAGAAAGGAAGCCAACCAGCAUAGAGAGGAGUAGUAAGGUUGCCUUUCAACAAAAUGAAUUAAAAAAAAAUACAAAUAAAUUAUCAGAAACGAUUUACCAGUAGAUUGGAAUAUUGUUAGUACCAAUUCAAGAGUAACGCAAACGGGAAUCAGUGAGUAGCGAUUCUAGUGACAACCCUAAUUAUUACACUUAUUACGAGAAAGGUAGGUCUUUUUUUGUAUUCACAUUUUUUUUUUAUUUAAUCAAUGUUCUAGUGAGUGAAGAGUCAGACAUCGGACAGAAGGCCCAAAGGAGAGCUAGUUUUAAGUCCAUAAGUGAUAUCGCAUCAAUACAGAGUACUCUCUCUUGGAAUGAAUAA
Ochlerotatus camptorhynchus is the source of this 5155-nucleotide messenger RNA. Its product is annotated as E3 ubiquitin-protein ligase RNF19B-like. Gene Ontology annotation, cellular component: cytoplasm; ubiquitin ligase complex. Gene Ontology annotation, biological process: positive regulation of proteasomal ubiquitin-dependent protein catabolic process; ubiquitin-dependent protein catabolic process; protein polyubiquitination. Lineage: Eukaryota; Metazoa; Arthropoda; Insecta; Diptera; Culicidae. Gene Ontology annotation, molecular function: zinc ion binding; ubiquitin conjugating enzyme binding; ubiquitin protein ligase activity. The record is from RefSeq and is a predicted model, not a curated record. Bases 1685 to 4213 code for a protein of 842 amino acids. The transcript has 10 exons.